CUUUUUCUUAUUUUAUAAAAACUAAAUAUAUUCCGUUUUGUGAAUGAUAAGUUUUAAACAUCUGCAAAUCAUUAAGAUGAUGAGAAUAAAAGACUACGUUUUCUUUACAUAUUUUGGUUUUAAAUUCCAAUUUUUAAUAAUUACAUAACGAAAGUUUACUAUUUAGAUCUCCAUUUAGUUAAUUAAAAAGUUUGAUUUAAUAACAUAUUAGUUUAAUAAUCUCUAUAACACACAGUAGAUUUGUAUGUAUGGAAAUAAAUUAAACACAAAGAGAGAAGUGAAUGUAAACCUGAAAUGUUGGAUCUGGAGGAUUAAUUUAAAUGCUAUAACUUAAAGAUUAUCAACAGACAAGAUGACUCUGCCGGAUCUUGUGUCCAGUCUAUCGUCCAAUCCGUACUUUGGCGCUGGCUUUGGAUUAUUCGGCGUUGGAGCAGCAGCUGCCAUUUUAAGGAAGGGUCUGCAGGGGGGACUAAUACUGUUCCGGCGACACUGCAUGAUUACGCUGGAAGUGCCAUGCCGGGACAAAUCCUACCAGUGGCUGUUGAAAUGGAUUACAAUCCGAGGCGCCCGCAAAACGCAACAUCUAAGUGUGGAAACCACCUUUCUGCAAAGCGACAGCGGCCAGAUAAAGACCACCUAUGACUUUAUACCCAGCAUUGGCAAGCAUCUGUUCAGCUACAAGGGGAACUGGAUUCAGGUGGAGCGGACCAGGGAGCAGCAAACUCUGGACUUGCACAUGGGCGUUCCGUGGGAAACGGUGACCCUAACUGCCUUUGGCAACAACAAACAAAUCUAUUUUGACAUCCUGGAAGAGGCGCGGCAUUUGGCCCUGGAGGCCACCGAAGGCAAGACGGUGCUGUACACGGCGAUGGGCGCCGAAUGGAGACCCUUCGGACAUCCUCGACGACGACGUCCCACCGCCUCGGUGGUCUUGGACAGGGGCACUUCCCAGAAGAUAGUUGCCGAUUGCCAGGACUUUAUCAAGAGCUCCCUGUGGUACACGCAACGCGGAAUCCCUUACCGCCGGGGCUAUCUCCUAUACGGGCCUCCGGGCUGUGGCAAAUCCAGCUUUAUCACUGCCCUGGCUGGGGAGCUGGAGUACAGUGUAUGCCUGUUGAAUCUAUCGGAACGGGGCCUAACCGACGACCGACUUAACCACCUGCUAAACGUGGCCCCGGAACAGAGUAUCAUUCUUCUGGAGGACAUUGACGCCGCCUUUGUGUCGCGAGAGCAGAGUUCGCAGCAGAAGUCGGCUUUCGAUGGUUUGAAUAGGAUAACGUUCAGUGGACUCCUCAACUGCUUGGAUGGCGUGGGCUCGACGGAGGCUCGCAUAGUUUUCAUGACCACCAACUAUAUAGAUCGCUUGGAUCCCGCACUAAUCCGGCCGGGCAGAAUCGACCUAAAGGAAUACAUUGGCUAUUGCACGCCGUAUCAGUUGGAGAAAAUGUUCAAGAACUUCUUCGGUCACAGUGAGUCCACGAAGGCGGAGGAGUUCGCUAAAAGAGUAAAUUCCUUUGACCGUUCUGUGAGUCCUGCCCAAGUUCAGGGUUUCUUUAUGAAACACAAGUUAUCCUCGCCGCAGACAGUUAUUGAUUCGUGUGAAGAUAUUUGGGAGAAUGUUUUGGGCGACAAUAAAAAAAAUAAUUAAAAACUAA
Messenger RNA from Drosophila kikkawai, 1655 nucleotides. It is a transcript of the gene Bcs1, whose product is annotated as Bcs1 chaperone. Lineage: Eukaryota; Metazoa; Arthropoda; Insecta; Diptera; Drosophilidae. The record is from RefSeq and is a predicted model, not a curated record. Gene Ontology annotation, cellular component: mitochondrial inner membrane. Gene Ontology annotation, molecular function: ATP binding; ATP hydrolysis activity. Gene Ontology annotation, biological process: protein insertion into mitochondrial inner membrane from matrix; mitochondrial respiratory chain complex III assembly.